AUGGGUCUAGUGUUUAGGGUUUAGGGUUUUUUUUUUUUUUUUUUUGGAUAACUGUCUUGGGCCGAACUUCUCGGGAGGUCACCCAUCCCGGUACUUCACACGCCCAAGCACUUGGUGCCUCUCAGGCACAUUCUUCGGAGAUAGAUGCCACUAGCGCCUCUCGACACGUUCUUUGGAGCUAGGGGCGUCUUGGCAUGGUGAGUCGGAUGCCACAUAUGCCUCUCGACAUGGUGGCAGGGGUGCCUCUCAGCACAUUCUUCGGAGCUCGAGGGAUCUUGGCAUGGUGACGGAGGGGUUCGUAACACGUGCCUGGGGGCACGAUAAUGCUGCGGUGCCUUUCAGCACGUGAAGAGCAAGCAUCUCGCAACGCAUGCACACAUACCCAACAUACCUGGGAAGUUCCCAGGGAGGUCAACCAUCCGGGGACUGCUCUCACCCAAGCACGCUUAAGUUCUUAUGGGAUCUGGUGGCAACUCUCCCACUUAGGGGGGUAAAAAAUUAGUUUAGGGUUUUUUUUUUUUUUUUGGGAUAACUGUCUUGGGCCGAACUUCUCGGGAGGUCACCCAUCCUGGUACUUCACAUGCCCAAGCACUUUGGUGCCUCUCAGGCACAUUCUUCGGAGAUAGAUGCCACAUAUGCCUCUCGGCAUGGUGGCAGGGGUGCCCCUCGGCACGUUCUUUGGAGCUUGGGGCAUCUUGGCAUGGUGAGACAGAUGUCACAUAUGCCUCUCGGCAUAGUGGUAAGGGGUGCCUCUCGGCACGUUGUUCGGAGCUGGGGCGUCUUGGCAUGAUGAGAUGAAUGCCACAUAUGCCUCUCGUCAUGGUGGCAGGGGUGCCUCUCGACACGUUCUUCGGAGCUGGGGGCAUCUUGGCAUGGUGAGAUGGUUGCCACAUAUGCCUCUCGGCAUGGUGGCAAGGGUGUCUCUCGACACGUUCUUCGAAACUCAAAGCAUCUUGGCAUGGUGUUGGAGGGGUUCGUAACACGUGCCUAGCGGCACGAUAAUGCAGCGGUGCCUUUCAGCACAUGCAGAGCAAGUGUCUCGCAACGCAUGCACACGUACCUUGGGACUUCCCAGGGAGGUCACCCAUCCAGUGAUGGCUCCCACUUGAGCACGCUUAACUCCGGAGUUCUUAUGGGAUCUGGUGGCAACUCUCCCACUUAG
Messenger RNA from Spirodela intermedia, 1162 nucleotides. The record is from the annotation of a GenBank genome assembly. Lineage: Eukaryota; Viridiplantae; Streptophyta; Magnoliopsida; Alismatales; Araceae.